Messenger RNA from Aspergillus clavatus NRRL 1, 1665 nucleotides. RefSeq names its product oleate hydratase. Lineage: Eukaryota; Fungi; Ascomycota; Eurotiomycetes; Eurotiales; Aspergillaceae. Gene Ontology annotation, molecular function: oleate hydratase activity; FAD binding. The record is from RefSeq and is a predicted model, not a curated record. The transcript has 2 exons. Gene Ontology annotation, biological process: fatty acid metabolic process. Bases 1 to 1665 code for a protein of 554 amino acids.
AUGUCCCUCUCAAGCCCCCUUUCAUCCUCCGGCCCCCCUUCCACGGUGAGUUCCCGUCCUGGCACCCCGGUUCUCGAAAGCCUCCCGGACCCCAAUGCCCUCGACGCCUGGAUUCUGGGCAGCGGCCUCGCCUCCCUCACCGCGGCAGUCCAUCUCAUCCGCGAGUGUAAGGUGCCCCCGCAUCGGAUUCACGUCCUCGAAGCCCCGAGCAAACCCGGAAUAGGAUACCUCAGCACCGGCGACGCCGAGUCCGGAUAUCACUACCGCGGGGAAUGCAUCCCGCACUUCUGCGGCGGGCAGAUGAAAGAGCUGCUUUUGCGCGUGCCGUCGGACACCGCGCAGAGCGUCUGGGGGGACAUCGAGAUGUACUUUGAGCAGUUUGUGCCGAAGAUUCCGCCGCGCACGAGGUUCCUGGCGCGCAAGAAGAACGGACUGGAGCGGGUCGACGGUAAGAGACUGAAUCUGGGGAUCAAGGAUCGAAUGGAUCUGUUCGUGCUCUCGUCCAAGACGGAAAGUGCGUUGGGCCGGUCGCGGAUCCGAGAGCAUUUCUCAGAUGGCUUCUUUCGGACGAAUUACUGGUUGACGCUGGCGACGAUGUUCGGGUUCCAACCCAGUCACAGCGCCGCUGAAUUCCGCCGUUUCGUUCAGCAUUUCCCCCACGACAUCCAGAAUAUCCAUCAUCCGCGGCCCUUGGACCGCGUCCGCUACAACUUCCACGAGGCGAUUGUUGCGCCCAUUGCGCGGUACCUAGAAGCGCAAAGGGUCGAUUUCCGGCCGAACACCAUCACCACCGACAUCAUCGCGGAACCUCUGGACAAUCCGACGCGGGUGACGCGGCUGCGUACUACGUGCCAUGGCCAGCCCGAGAGAACCAUCGACGUGGGCCCGGAGGACCUGGUCUUUGUCUCGCUCGGGUCGGUGUCCUCCGGAUCAUCUCAGGGAUCGAACCGCGAGCCGCCGUCGCUGGAGAUGAUGGAGAUCGAAAAGGACCUGGACGAGAACUGGCUGCUGUGGCUGGAACUGGCGACGAAGCACCCGAAGUUCGGCAAUGCGUAUAAUUUCUGCACGCGGCUGCAUGAGUCGCGCGUGGGCUACUUCACCGUCACAUUGAAGGACCCCCGGCAUCUGGACCGGAUUCUUGAGGUGAUUGGCGACGAGCCCGAGACGGGCUCCCUGGUGACGCUCAGAGAUAGCAGCUGGCUGUUGACGCUGAACGUGCCCCGGCAACCGUUGUUUCCCGACCAACCGGACAACGUCCGGGUGUUCUGGGGCUACAUGCUGACGCCCGAGAAGGAGGGCGAGGCCGUGAAGAAGCCGAUGCUGGAGUGUUCGGGCGAGGAGAUCAUGACGGAACUCUUGCACCAGAUGGGCAUACCGGGGGAGGAGAUCCUGCCGCAGAGCAUCACUAUCCCCUGUGUGAUGCCACGGAUGUCGGCGACGCUGUUACCACGAGAGGAGGGGGAUCGGCCGCGGGUGAUCCCCAAGGACAUGACGAAUCUAGCGCUCAUCGGGCAGUUUGUCGAUAUUCCGGGCGAGAUGGUGACGAUGGACUAUAUGAUUCGGGGAGCACAGAUGGCGGUGCAUCGUCUGAUGGGACUGGACCGGGACUUGCGGAAGUCGAAAAAGGGAUAUCCAAUGAAUCUACUAGGGUUUCGGAAGGACUAG